AUGUUGACCAAUGCAGCUCUUAUUCUCAUUGUCACCAGUAAAGUUGUCCUAGGACAGGAUGACAGACGGGCUGUUAAAGGAGAGAUAUUACCAUUAGAUAUGGCAGAGGAUUCAGUUGAUGACCGGUAUAAUGACUGUACAGAGAAGAUGAAAAACCUGGUGGAGAAAAAAUAUCUACAAGAUGAAAUCACUGCUAACAUAUCAGGCUUUGGAACUGCUUGGAUAAACAGUACAAAAAACAUCACUGGAUCAAAAGACAAUCUGAAAAGAAACCAUUUAAUUGCCAUUUCUGUGUAUACUGGUGUUCAAGUAUAUAAGACAUUCAAUCGGGAUGUUAGUACCAGUAAACAAAAAUACAAAGACAAGACAUACGCAUGGUAUUCGCUUCAUUUUUGGUUAACAUCAGCGAUACAGACUCUAAAGAAAAAACAAACGAAAUGCAUAUCAACUUAUCGUGGUACCAAAGAUAGGUUUAAUGAGAAUGUUCUGAACAAAGAGAUUCGGUUUGGUUCAUUUGCGUCCUCCUCUCUUGAUCGUGCAAUAGCAAAGGGUUUUGGAAAUGAAUCUUGUUUUGAAAUCAAUACUUGUCAUGGUGCUAAUGUGACAAAAUACUCCUAUUUACAGCAUGAGAAAGAGGUGCUGAUUCCCCCAUAUGAGAAAUUUAAUGUCACUGCUAUAAAGAAGGGUGCCUGGUGUAAGACUGUGUUUGUGUUAAACAGCUCUGAUAUAAAAAGUAACUUAAACUGUGCAGUGGCAUCAGUCAAGCCCAAGAAAUAUCACAAUGCCAUUAUCUCUGACUAA
Messenger RNA from Paramisgurnus dabryanus, 801 nucleotides. The record is from RefSeq and is a predicted model, not a curated record. NCBI's taxonomy places the organism in Eukaryota, Metazoa, Chordata, Actinopteri, Cypriniformes, Cobitidae.